Messenger RNA from Pogonomyrmex barbatus (red harvester ant), 1929 nucleotides. RefSeq names its product pyruvate dehydrogenase [acetyl-transferring]-phosphatase 1-like protein, mitochondrial (gene Pdp). Gene Ontology annotation, biological process: protein dephosphorylation. The record is from RefSeq and is a predicted model, not a curated record. NCBI's taxonomy places the organism in Eukaryota, Metazoa, Arthropoda, Insecta, Hymenoptera, Formicidae. Gene Ontology annotation, cellular component: mitochondrion. Gene Ontology annotation, molecular function: [pyruvate dehydrogenase (acetyl-transferring)]-phosphatase activity; cation binding.
UCAUUUGUUCAUUUUCGUUUAGUCUGGUUUAGCCUUUGACACAGAGUGGGAUGAUAUAGGAUCUGCGAAUGUCUGGAGUUUUGAAAAUCGCACGUGUUUACGUUGAUUUUAUGCGUGCUACGUGAUGUUGUAAGGUGACGACGUUAUAUUACGCACAUCCGAACUGAUGUUUUAUUUCAUGAAUUUAAGACCCUUUGGUUAAAUUCAGAGACAAAAAAAUCACAUUUGUAUUACGUAAAUACGCGGUAUACGAAAAGUACCAGGAUUUUUAUAUACAUGUCAAAUUUGAAUGCUGCUAUAUUGCUAUAUUUGCUUUGAAUGUUUUAACCUACAAAAAAUCGAAGAUGUGUUGGAAAAGCAGAGGAGAAACGGAAAAUUAGCCUAAAGAAAGGUAUUCGGAAUAGAAUGGUCUUGCAAAAAAUCAGUUACGAUUUCGUAAAAAGCUUUCGACAUGUGCACGCUAGAACGAGCGAAUCUCGCGGCAACAAGAGCUUUCGUCGAUUGUACAUGGCAUUACCGCGGCUCACGCCGCAGGAGGUCACAAAUGUUUUACAAGCCAAUGAAUAUACCAAAGAAUUCUCUGGCCCCGGUUCGAUAAAAUAUUAUGACUCUAAUCAGUUGGCGUCUAAUAAUCCUAUAGAAGAUACAAGAUCCGAGGCUCAAUGUUUGCUAACUAAAGGUGUAUUAUUAGGAGUUUUCGAUGGCCAUGGCGGUGGUGCCUGCGCACAAGUGGUAUCAAAAAGAUUGUUUCAUUAUAUUUCAGCUUGUUUGCUACCACCAAAAUUACUGCAACAAUAUUUGAAUUCUAUCAACUCUGAUAGAAAAUUAGAAUUACUCGAGACUUUUAAUGACAAAGUAGAAUUUGUAGCCGAAAUUAGAGAUCUUUAUCAAGCUAGCUUUUUAAGUUUUUUAAACGACUUGGUGCAAGAUACCAGACAAGAAUUUCAAAUGGAAAAGGCUUUGGAAAAUGCAUUUGUCAGAUUGGAUAACGACCUAUCGAACGAAGCUCUGUUGCAGCUAAAUAAGAAAGAUGCCGCGAGAACUCUCGCUGUUGCAAUGUCAGGUACGGUAGCCGCCGUGGCACAUAUAGAUGGUCCUCAUCUUCACGUCGCAGGUGUUGGUGAUUGUAAAGCCGUCUUAGGAGUACUCUCAGAAAACGAUGGAUGGUCGGCUAAAGUAAUGACUGUAGAGCAUAACGCUGAUAACCGUGCGGAGGUAGAAAGAAUCUUGUCAGAGCAUCCAUUAAAUGAGAGAUCGACUGUGAUUAAAAUGGAAAGACUGCUCGGACAAUUGGCGCCGCUUCGCUCUUUGGGUGAUUUUCGCUACAAAUGGACUAAGAACGUUAUGAAGAAAGUUGUGGUGCCGUUCCUUGGUGAGACAGCGAUUCCUCCAAAUUAUCAUACACCACCAUAUCUCUCGGCCAAUCCGGAAGUCAGAUAUCAUCGACUGACGCCAAGAGACAAAUUUCUCAUAUUAGCCAGCGACGGACUAUGGGACCUAAUCUCACCGUUGCAAGCUGUGCGUUUAGUAGGAGAACAUAUGAGUGGCAAGGUUACACUCAGUCCAUUGAGAUUACCUCGUAAAAAUAUGAAACUGUCCGACAUAAAUGAAAUGUUGCUGCAACGCAAGGAAGGCUUGAAGAAGAAACCCCUCGACAGCAACGCGGCGACACAUUUGUUGAGGAAUGCUCUUGGUGGUACAGAAUAUGGAAUAGAUCAUGCCAAAUUGUCGCAAUUGUUGACUCUGCCAAGCGAAGUGGUGCGAAUAUUUCGCGAUGACAUCACCAUAACGGUCGUUUAUAUGGAUUCAGAAUUUCUAAGACAUUGUCCUCCCUAAAGUUGUCGCAAUUUCUCACUAUUUUUUAAUACCAAUUGUGUACCAGUAUACAGCUUGUUAUUUAUUUAGUUAACAAUAAAAACAAUUUACAUG